Molecule: messenger RNA, 888 nt
Organism: Eutrema salsugineum
Lineage: Eukaryota; Viridiplantae; Streptophyta; Magnoliopsida; Brassicales; Brassicaceae
Product: RNA polymerase II C-terminal domain phosphatase-like 4
Exons: 1
Coding region: 1-888 (295 amino acids)
Cellular component (GO): nucleus
Molecular function (GO): RNA polymerase II CTD heptapeptide repeat phosphatase activity
Source: RefSeq, a predicted model, not a curated record
AUGGCUUUAAUUGACAACUUUUCCCUGGAACCAAAACCCAAAAGACAGAAGAUCGACAACAACAACGAGUUCUCGUCUUCGUCGACUUCUAGUAGCUGUGGUCACUGCUGGGUUUGCUACGGAGUCUGCACCGCCUGCAAAUCAACGGUUGACAAUCGCCAAGGCCGUUCGUUCGAUUACCUUUUCGACGGUUUACAGCUAAGCCACGACGCUGUAGCGUUAACGAAGCGCCUUGUAACAAAACUCUCUUGUCUCAACGAGAAGAAACUCCACUUGGUCCUUGACUUGGACCACACGCUUCUCCACACCAUUAGGGUUUCAUCUCUCACCGAAGCAGAGAAGUAUCUAAUCGAAGAAGCGGGUUCAAAUACAAGGGAUGAUCUACGCAAGCUGAAAGCAAAAGGAGAUCCAAUGGAGUACUUGACAAAGCUACGGCCUUUUGUUCGCGAUUUCUUGAAAGAAGCCAACGAGAUGUUCACAAUGUAUGUUUACACAAAGGGUAAUCGCGAUUACGCUAAAGCCAUCUUGGAUGUGAUUGAUCCGAAGCAAAUCUAUUUCGGGAAAAGAGUGAUAACGAGAGACGAGAGUCCUUAUACGAAGACGCUUGAUUUGGUUUUGGCUGAUGAGCGUGGAGUGGUGAUUGUUGAUGAUACGCGUGAUGUUUGGAUCGAUCACAAGAGUAACUUGGUGGAGAUUAGCAAAUACAGGUAUUUCAGAAUGAACAGAAAAGAGUCAAAGCCUUACUCUGAGGAAAAGAUAGACGAGAGCGAAAACGACGGUGGAUUGGCCAAUGUUUUUGAGAUUGCUCAAGGAAGUUCACAAUGGAUUCUUCAGAGUCGAAGAAGAGCUGGAGUCAGAGGACGUGAGGCUGCUGCUACAAGAGAUUGA